CAGGGAGGAAACUACGGUAAUGCGCUGUAUGCGGCAUCUUAUAAUGGCCACGAAGCUAUUGUGAAAUUGCUGCUGGAUCGAGGUGUAGAGGUCAAUGCACGAGGAGGAGACUGCCUCAAUGCGCUGUAUACAGCAUCUUAUAAUAGGCAUAAAGCUAUCGUGCAACUGCUGGAUCGAGGUGCGGAGCUCAAUGCACAAGAAGGACUUUACGGUAAAGCACUGCAAGUGGCGUCUUAUAACGGCCACGACGCUGUUGCGCAGCUGCUGUUGGAUCGGGGUGCGGAGCUCGAUGUACAAGGAGGAUACUAUGGCAAUGCGCUACAGACAGCGUCUCAUAAUGGCCACGACGCUGUUGUGCGACUGCUACUGGAUCGAGGUGCAGAGGUCAAUGAACAAGGAGGAUACUAUGGCAAUGCGCUGCAGACGGCGUCUCACAACGGUCAAAGAGCUAUAGUACAACUACUGCUGGAUCGAAGUGCGGAUGCCAAUUCACAAGAAGGGGACUACAGCGAUAUGCUGCAAGUGGUGUCGCAUGAAGGAUACGAAGCCAUAGUGCGACUGCUGCUGGAUCGAGGUACAGAGGUUAAUGCACAAGGAGGGGACUACGGCCAUGCGCUGCAAGCGGUGUCUUAUAGCAGGUCCGAAGCCAUAACGCAACUGGUGUUGGAUCAAGGCGCGGAGAUCAAUUCACGAGGAGGACGAUACAGCAAUGCGCUGCAAGCGGCGUCUUGUAGAAGUCGUGAAGCCAUUGUGCGGCUACUGCUGAAUCGAGGUGCUGAGGUCAACACGCAAGAAGGACAUUACGGCAAUGCAGUAGAGGCAGCAUAUAAUAGUCGCAAUCGUACUCCCAUCCAACUCCUUUUGGAUAAGGAUGCUUGGCGUAAACAAUGGAAUGGGAUACGGAAGUUGUGCAUGCAUCAGGAAAAGGGCGCAUUACUUAGCUAG
Heterobasidion irregulare TC 32-1 is the source of this 945-nucleotide messenger RNA. RefSeq lists its product as uncharacterized. The record is from RefSeq and is a predicted model, not a curated record. The transcript has a single exon. Gene Ontology annotation, molecular function: protein binding. The annotation marks the transcript as partial. NCBI's taxonomy places the organism in Eukaryota, Fungi, Basidiomycota, Agaricomycetes, Russulales, Bondarzewiaceae.